Messenger RNA from Pararge aegeria (speckled wood butterfly), 1711 nucleotides. RefSeq names its product translocon-associated protein subunit alpha. The transcript is spliced from 5 exons. NCBI's taxonomy places the organism in Eukaryota, Metazoa, Arthropoda, Insecta, Lepidoptera, Nymphalidae. Gene Ontology annotation, cellular component: endoplasmic reticulum membrane; endoplasmic reticulum. The record is from RefSeq and is a predicted model, not a curated record. The coding region runs from base 129 to 971 and encodes 280 amino acids.
CGUUGUCAAAAAACGAGUGUACGCAGAGGUGGCCGCAUAUCGUACCUAUUCGUGUAGUAUCGUAAAGUGAACGGUUCCGCACUUCGAGAUUUCAUUAAUCCUUUACAAUAUUUAGAAUAUAAUUCAAAAUGAAACUAAUUUAUCUCAUGCUAUUAGUUUUGCCUGCGGCGUUGCUUUGUUUCCAAAAUGCCAACACCAUUCUAGUGAGAGGAGAUGAGGAUGAACUUGAUGAUGUAGUAGAUAUUGAGGGUGAAGACAACCAGGUGGUGGGUGAAGAUGCACUGGGCGAUGAAGAUGAUGAUUCAGUCAAAUCCUCGCAAGAUGUUGACACUACAAUUAUGUUCAUAAAGCCUCAGCCGAGUUAUGGUGAUGCAACAUUUGAUAUACAAGCUGGCUUCCCCGUCGAGUUUCUAGUUGGUUUCACCAACAAAGGUUCAGAAGACUAUGUUGUUGAGACCAUGGAAGCAUCAUUCCGGUACCCCAUGGACUAUACAUACUACAUCCAGAACUUCACAGCAAUGCCUUACUUCAGACAAGUGAAGCCAAAGCAGGAAGCCACUUUUGCUUAUUCGUUCAUCCCAAAUGAAGCUUUCGCUGGCAGACCUUUUGGAUUGAACGUUCAGUUGAACUACAAGGAUGCAAGUGGAAACACUUAUCAGGAGGCUGUAUACAACCAGACGCUGAACAUUGUUGAAGUAUCAGAAGGUCUUGACGGAGAGACAUUCUUCCUCUACGUGUUCCUUGGUGCAGCCUGCGUACUAGCCCUAGUGUUGGGCCAACAAGGCUUAUCAUCCCUCGCACGUCGCAGAUCACCUAGAUCUGCGCCCAAACCACUUGAGACUGGAACAGCUAACGAUGUUGAUUACGAUUGGCUGCCAAAGGAAGUCGUUAACCAGCUUAAAAAGUCACCUAAAACGCCGAAGCAGUCGCCACGACUAAGGAAAGCGAAAAGAUCUGCGGGCGACGAUUAAGUUUAGCAUCGAAUUAUUAGUUUAGGAACACCAAGCGAUGCCUGAAUCUAGGCUAUGAGUGAUUGUUGGCAAGUGAAAUAGGACAAGGUCUAACGCAGCACACCGAUUUGUUAAUCGAUUCCGAUAAAGUUCGCACAUUCGUAAUUAGAUUUAUAGAUUUUUUGAUGGACCGAUUUAUUGUAGUAUAGUAUUCGAAUCCGUUUAAACGUACACAAUCGGUUUAUAUUACCUAUUCUUUGUAAUAUAAACCGAUUGUGCGGUAAACGUUUGUUCACUUUUGUACGGUGGUUAAAUACAGCUUAUAAAAAUUGGAUUUGGAGUUAGUUAAAAGUAAUUUUUUUCACGACAGACGUUGUGUAGUAACAUAGUCAUUUAAUCAAUGUAGUAUUUUCCCUAAUAAGGUACAAGAAAACUUCUAUAGUUGAAUAUUUUAUUUGUAUAGAUGCAGAUUGGUGUAUAAUAAAAUUGGUUUAAAUGCUGUUUGUGUUGGCUUGUGCUAGGCCUUUAUAAGAUCUCUAAUUUUUAUGACAUUACAAGACUGAAGUGAGUAAAUAAUUGUACUCUUAUGGACUCAAUUGACUGGUCAUGUCAUCCACCUAUUCCUAUUUCAAGUUGUCAAAAGUGAAAAAGUGUUUUUUAGUUGCUGAACGUUUUAAGUUAUGGAACAAAAUGUGUGGAAAGCUUUGUAAUGACGUGCGUUUAUGAGAAGACAUUAUUUAAUUAAAAAUGUUACAUUUUUA